AUGGCAACGACGCCGUUAGUGCCGACGCUGGAAGACGCCUACAGCGAGUACCAAUCCGCCCUCAAUCCGAGCAAUGCAGUGGAAUGCAUUGUACGGCACGUCGGCGAGCUGGAGCGUGCAUACCCUGCAUUAUUCGAGCAAGGCACGAUCCGAAUGUAUUUGCACCGUGGAUGCUAUUGCGUCCAUGUAAUUGUGUAUGGCAUACUUGUGGGAAUGCGUGUCAAGGAGGACGAAUUGGAGUACACGCUGGACGACGGAUCGGGUGUAAUUGAUAUCCAGUACAGUGGCGCGGCCAAGCCCGUCGGUGUAUUUUCUUGCUACGUGCCAGAAGAGCGAAAAAAUGACGCGCCGCAGUUUCUUGUGGGCGAUACGAUACGAUGCGUGGCGCGCGUGUAUGAGCGGAGGCAUGGACGGGCACUGAAAGCGAUAGAGAUGGAGCGCGUUGAGGAUGCGAACGACGAGCCGCGGCAUAUCCUUGUUGCCAUGCACAUGGCCGAGCAUAUGUACAGACUACAGGCGCACGGCGAGCAGGCGCAGGACACGGCACAGAACAAUGUACAUACAGAGGAGGACGAUACAUGGGCUGCGCAUGGUGCGGACGCGCUAGUCGGUGGCCAUGCCGAGGCGCAAUUUCAAGAGGAGCGCGAGCCAAACGAUGCACUGCGCAUCGAGUUGCCCACAAGCCCUGCUGCCACGACGCACGAACCACCAAGCUCGACACGUGCCAUGUGCACAUUUCUGCUCGAUUAUCUUGGCAAAAAGAACGACGCGUUGCUCACACAGGUGCGCACAAACGAUCCUGCACUGCUUUCGCCAAGCGCCGCCCCCAGCUUUUGCGCGGCGGAAUUGCUCCAAAGCUCCAAGGUACGAAAAAAUGCAGCGGCACUUGUAGCGUCCAAGUACAAGGCCGCUGGUACGCACAGCAAGCCAAGAAAGCACGACUUGCAAGAUCUGGUCCAGCACUGUCUCGAUGCACUUGUCCGCCAAGGCGCGCUCGCACGCUCGGACGUCUCAGGGGCGUUUCAAGUUGUGUGUGCCUACCUCACUGCCGCACAUCUCGCGCCGAUUCUCCCUACGAUGCCCGUAUCGCUGGAGGACAUGCUUUGCCGUGCACGCAGCCUUUCUCCGUGUACACACAUAGAAAGUGCGUCGCUGAUGCAGGGCUUGGAAUUGCUUCAGCUACGCGGAAUGCUGGUGUGCCGUGAUGGAAUGUAUUGGCGGAAGGAUCGCAUGUAA
Malassezia vespertilionis is the source of this 1236-nucleotide messenger RNA. RefSeq lists its product as uncharacterized. The record is from RefSeq and is a predicted model, not a curated record. Bases 1 to 1236 code for a protein of 411 amino acids. The transcript has a single exon. NCBI's taxonomy places the organism in Eukaryota, Fungi, Basidiomycota, Malasseziomycetes, Malasseziales, Malasseziaceae.